Molecule: messenger RNA, 2774 nt
Organism: Onthophagus taurus
Lineage: Eukaryota; Metazoa; Arthropoda; Insecta; Coleoptera; Scarabaeidae
Gene: Ptp36E
Product: Protein tyrosine phosphatase 36E
Biological process (GO): protein dephosphorylation
Molecular function (GO): protein tyrosine phosphatase activity
Source: RefSeq, a predicted model, not a curated record
CGGGCGUCGGUUCGUCCCGGCGUUCUACGUGAGCGCGAAAAUAUCGCGGCUUUAGUAACGUGCAAGAAUUGUCGGCGAUAUGCACGGAACCGUGCGGUUUUUAUGAAUACACGUUCAAACGCGCAUUAUUUCUUUUAACAUUCUUUUUUCAUUUUUAAACUAAAUAGUACUAUUUAUAUUUAUUGUUUCGUCGCGAUAGACAAUUAAACAGUUUUGGUCGUAGUGUUACAUAAAAAAGGGAGAACUAUUAAAUUAUUUUAUGCUUGUAGUGUAUUGAAUUCAGGGUGGUGUUUUAUUCAGAAAAAAGAAAUACGUACGUCGAAGAGUCAAUGAAAUGCGGCCGAAUCGAAUUUAGUUGUGUAAAUGUAACUCUUUGAAGGCAUCGUCAAUCAUGUCAAGCGAACCGGAAAGUAAGAAAAGCGUUUCCAGCAGUAGCAGAAGAAAACCAAGAUCCAGAUCGACUCCAAGACAUGGAGAACCGGAAAAACCAAGAAAGAAGCGGCAUCUCAGCGCUACAAAUUCGUUGGUUUCCAUACCGAAUACAAUUAAGUUGUCAAUGAUGAAUAGUGGAUUGUUACCGACUAAUGAAAAUGGAUCCACCAUCGCCACCAUAAUAGAGAAAUCCGUCGAACUUAAAAACUUCGUUAAGUUCUGUGAGCAGAGGAGAAAAUUUCCCGUCCUCUACAAACUCGAGUUUCAAUAUGCUGUUAAAGUAGAAACUCAUUCUUGUAAACAAGCAACCAAAAAGGCAAACUUAGAAAAAAAUCAAAACCAAAAAAUAGUUCCAUAUGAUUAUAAUAGGGUAGUUUUAGAAAAAAUGGAUGGUGAAAUAGAUACGGAUUAUGUGAAUGCAUCAUACGUAGAUAGUCUUCUAAAACCGAAUGCUUACAUAGUUACUCAAGGUCCAACCGAAGAAACCGUUACAGACUUUUGGAGAAUGAUCUGGCAAGAGAAAGCCAGUUGCAUUGUGAUGUUAACAAAGACAUUUGAUUUCAUUAAAGUAAUGUGCGUCCAAUAUUGGCCUGCUAACAUGGAAUUAGAGGAAGUUUAUGGAGGAAUUACCCUAAAAGUGAUACAAGAAGAAGAAUUAGCCAAUUUUAGAAUAAGAACAUUUAGGUUAUAUAAAAAGGAAUUAGAUGUGAUCGUUGAAGAAAGGUUCCUACUUCAGUUCCAUUUUACCGAGUGGCACUCUCACAAUUGUCCCUUUCCAAACGCUCUACUCGAAUUUCGAAGGAGGGUAAGAGCCGUUGUAGGGCAUAGAAUAAAAAGCAACGAAGCCGGACCCAUGAUUGUUCAUUGCAACGACGGUGGAGGAAGGUCUGGAGUUUAUUUAGCGAUUGAUGCCAAUAUGGAAUUAGGGGAAGAAGAAGAUUGUUUCGACGUGUUUGGGUAUUUAAAGAAAUUAAGACAAGCAAGGAGGGGUUUGGUGGAAAAUGUGGACCAAUACAAAUUUAUUUAUGACACAUUGGAAGAGUAUAUAACAUGCGGAAAUUCUUGGUUUCCCGUUAACGAAUUGUCGCAGAGAUUAAAAGCAAAGAGCCAAAAGAAUCCCUUGAGUAAACUUAACGAGUACCAAAGAGAAUAUACUUUAAUUUGUAAGCAAACUCCAAGAUUUACAAUAGGUGAUUGUGCGGGAGGGCAUAGAGGAGAUAAUCGAAAGAAAAACAGAGAUGUCCUAAUUGUUCCACCUGAUAAUUUUAGACCUUAUCUCACUUCGUUUCAAGGGAAUAAUUACACCGAUUACAUAAACGCAGUUUUUGUUGAUGGAUACACAAAACCUAGAGAAUACAUAGUAACAGAAUGGCCCAUGAAAAUGACUUGCGGCGAAUUUUGGUCUUUAGUGUACGAUUAUGAAUGCGCCGCAAUCGUAAUAUUAUGCGUUCCACCCCAUAAUUCACAAAACUUCCCUCCCUUUUGGCCAGAAGGAAGAACUCCUAAAAAAUACGGCCCCGUAUUUACUAUCGAUCACAUCUCACACAACCACUACUCGAAUAUAAAGACUUGGGUAUUCCGGAUAAACAAAAAGAUUGUAUCCUUGACUGAACUGAUGGCUGGUGUAAAAGCACCACCGAAGACUGUUCAACUUUUCCAGUUGACAUGCUGGCCCAUGGGACAUAAAGUACCUACAUCAACAAAUUCUUUAGUUGAAUUAAUGAAUAUGGUUGAGCGAUGGAGACAACGUACUGAUUAUGGACCAGUUUGUGUUGUUUCACAAGAUGGAAGAGGUAGGUGUGGCAUAUAUUGUGCAGCCAACGCCUGCAUCGAGCAGGUGAUUCAACACGGAGAAGUGGAUAUUUUCCAAGCAGUUCGUACAGUUAGAAGACAUCGUCCACAACUUAUCGAAAAUAUUACUGAAUACAAAUACUGUUACGAUCUAGUUUUACAUUACGUCCUUCACUAUCUGAACAAAGAGAUUAGUGAAAAGCAAAAGUCUUAAGUCGAAAAUAAUUAAAAGCUGACUAUACUUUAGAGUGUAAGCAACAAGAAAAAUCGCCAUUUAGCCUUUUUACUACUACUAUUGAGGAUACACUUAAAACUUAUUAAGUACCUACAUACACGUAUUAUAGGAAAAGUGGGAAUCUUCCUUGUAAAAUUAUAUACUUUGUACGUAUUUAUAUACAUAUGGAUGUUAAUACGAAAUCUAUAUAUUUUCGUCUGUUUUUCUCUACUAUAUUUUUGUUAUAUUGCAUUGUUCUUUACUAUGAGUCAUCGCAUCUGUCCACAAAGAUAAAUCGUCUAUACGCAUACUGUUAUUUAAUAAAAUGUAAAUGAAA